Eruca vesicaria subsp. sativa (arugula) is the source of this 1366-nucleotide messenger RNA. The record is from the annotation of a GenBank genome assembly. NCBI's taxonomy places the organism in Eukaryota, Viridiplantae, Streptophyta, Magnoliopsida, Brassicales, Brassicaceae.
AUAAAAUUGAAAGUCUAUUAAUCUCCGGAAAUAGACAUCGAUGCAAUUACAUACCAGAAAAGAAGUCAGUACAACCAAACGAUUGGUAGCUUCGACUUAUUGGCUGUGGACGCAAUUCCAGAUUCUUCUAUCAUCAGUACCGCACCGGGUUAAUCCGCUUGUUUUCAGAAAAGAAGAGGAAACAAUCUUUUUUGCAUCGGACCUUAUAGUUGACCAAAUAUAAUAUGAUAAUCGGGUAGACAUAGAAUAAUAGGUUCAGAGGGAACCUAAUUAAUUGGAACACACACUAGCGAAGUAAUAUGAGCAAUCAUCAAACGACGGUGCUGAAGCAACUGGAGCCAUGGUGUGAGCUCAAAGACAAAGUAGUUCUUCUGACAGGAGCUUCUUCUGGUAUAGGAAGAGAGGUCUGUCUUGAUCUGGGCAAAGCUGGCUGUAAGAUUAUCGCAGCAGCUCGCCGUGUCGACCGUCUCGAAUCUCUCUGCUCUGAAAUCAACAGCCUAAGUUCAACCGGAAUCAAAUUAGCCGCACCACUCGAGCUAGACGUUUCAUCAGACGCAGCCACCAUUCAAAAAGCGGUCAAAGAAGCUUGGGACAUCUUUGGAAAGAUAGAUGUGUUGAUCAACAACGCUGGAAUCAGAGGCAAUGUCAAAACGAGUCUGGAUUUGUCUGAAGACGAGUGGGAAAGAGUAUUCAGAACCAACUUAACCGGUCCUUGGUUAGUAUCCAAACACGUAUGCAGUUUAAUGCGUGACGCUAAACGUGGCGGCUCGGUGAUAAACGUCUCGUCCAUCGCCGGUCUCCACCGCGGUUUGUUACCGGGUGGAGUUGCGUAUGCUUGUUCCAAAGGUGGUGUUGACACAAUGACGAGGAUGAUGGCUAUUGAGUUAGGUGUGUACAACAUAAGAGUGAACUCGAUCGCACCCGGGCUUCUUAAGUCAGAGAUCACACAAAGUCUUAUGCAAAAAGAGUGGCUCAAGAACGUGACGGAGAGGAGUAUCCCGUUAAAGGUGCAACAGACCGUGGAUCCGGGGCUUACCUCGCUGGUUCGCUAUCUCAUUCAUGACUCCUCUCGAUAUGUCUCCGGGAACACAUACAUUCUCGACUCCGGAGCUACAGUACCUGGCCUGCCCAUUUUUUCUUCUCUUUGAGCCUCAAAUCUUGUGUGUUGUGUAAUAAGUGAAUACAUUUACACAUUUUCUUUACAAACAUUGUCUUCCGAAAAUAAUCUGGCACACACACAAUCGAUGUACCUUGGAGAAAUAAGCUUCAUCACCGUGGAAAUCUACACCUAUUUGCUACAGAACUAACCGUGGUUGCAUCAUUUCUAUAUCAGUCGAUGUUGGCGUAGACCUUUACCGAAAUGUGG